This is a messenger RNA of Harpia harpyja (harpy eagle), 3377 nucleotides long. It is a transcript of the gene ERMARD, whose product is annotated as ER membrane associated RNA degradation. The transcript has 18 exons. The record is from RefSeq and is a predicted model, not a curated record. The coding region runs from base 89 to 2167 and encodes 692 amino acids. Lineage: Eukaryota; Metazoa; Chordata; Aves; Accipitriformes; Accipitridae.
CUGCCGCCCUCCUCGCCCCGGAGCGGCUCCCGGGGGAGCUGCCGGUGCCGCGGCGGGGCGGGGGCAGCCCGGCCUCUGCGGCGCGGCGAUGUGGCCCAGUGGAAACCCGGGACUUGGUCACGUACCCUGUGUGGAGAAGGCAGCUGCCUGCUCCUCGUCCGGUCUGAUGGCGUUGUCAGACUCGGUCACUACUUGUCUUUCUCCACCUGUGCAUUAUGUGAUUUGCAAACUUGGAUUUGAGAAGAAGGACACCUAUGGUAUUAAUAAUAUUUUAUCUGAAAAUGAUGAAGUAUGUUGGCAAGCUGUUACAGAGCAUGUGUGUUACCUUGAAUCAGAUCAAAGUGUGGAUUAUAUCAAAAGCAUACGAUCAUUAGGACCUGUAUGUGAAUCUGUUAAUUUGCACUUGAAAUCUCUGACCAAGGAGCAAUUUGUAACUCAGUAUGCAUUAUGGUUCCACUGGACGAACUGCACAGAGUUAUUUCUUGAAGUAUUUGAUGUUCUACAAGAUACUGAAACUACGGAAGUUGCUCUUGGCUUAAUGAAACUAACAUCAUGCUUGGAGCGAGCCUUGGGUGAUGUGUAUUUACUCAUUGGUAAAGAUUGCCCUUUCCUUCUAAGAGACUUGCUUGCUUCUGAACAGCUUGCAGUUGUCUUUGGACAAGCUGUAAUGAAUGUACUGAGGGUAUUCAUUGGAUCUCCGUAUGGUCUGAAUCUUCGUAACGUUUUAUGGCAUGGGUUUGCAUCCCCACAAGAAAUUCCUGCAAAAUAUUGUGCUAUGCUGCUUUUUUUAACUGCAGGAUUGGGUCAGUUGUUACAGACGUAUCUUAUGCAAACUAAAUGCAUUCUAGUACAUCGACCUUAUGUGACCUUCGUGAGCUUAGAUGAGCUUGGCGUAUUUCCAGAUCUUAAUCAUGAAACGCUUUCCAUAGCUGAAGAGCUAGUAAAACUGUCCAGUUUUGUAUUAAAAACAAUGUUACCGUUUUGGAUGGCUGCUUUAACAGCUUUCAAGCAAAGCAGGUAUGCUGACUGUGUGAUUCUCUUACUUCCUCAGCUGGAAGUUGGACUUAGGUUGCUCUUCACUACAACUAAUAAAUGUCCAAAUCGAUUGCUAACAGCUGAGCCUUCUGCUCUCUACACCACUUUUGAUGAGAUGCUAGCAAAGCAUUUGGAUAAUGAAGAAGUCAACCAGCUUCCUGCAGUUCUUCAGGAACCUGCCAUGGAAUUUCUUUGGGAUUUCUUGAACCACCAGGAGGGUCCACGUAUAAGAGAUCGUUUAAGCCAUGGAGAAAUCAAUCUGGAAGCAUUUCCCAGAGAAGUAGCUAAUCAGAUAGUGGCAUUUGCAAUUACUCUCCUCUGCAGAUUCUCGGAUGAGGACACGUUUGCUUUUAAGGAACACAUGGUCAUAAAACCACUGAUGAACUGUGCAAGUUGCUACCGUUCUCAAUUUCAUCCAAUUUCCCGACUCAAGAAACAGGUGCUGGAAUGUAUGAAGAGCAUUCACUUAUGGCCUGAAUUGCCAACAGUGCCUGAGGAACAUGUUCAAACGAUUAAGGGGUUGGAAGGAAAUGCUGUAGCUAGUACUUUAAUUUUGGUGAUAUCCGAAAUUGUAUCUCAGUUGCAGCAAUACAUGCCCCAGAAUUUCUAUAGUUCAGAUGAUACAAUCGAUAGUGUCCUAACAGAGAGGCUGUUGAUUGAACUUUGUGAUACGCAUAUUUGCACACUUUAUUCUCCAAGACCUGUUCUGGAAACAGUGGUGGUAUUCCGUAAAAUAAGCACACAGUGCCAUCAAGUGUCUGAAAAAGUUAUUGCCAGCACUGAGUUGAGAUACAAACAGUGGAUGAAUAAGACUCUACGUUCUCGCCAGAGGCAUAACUAUCUACGAAUGUUGAACAGCAUUAAAUUUUUAUCUCCAGUGUUGCGGCUCAUCUUAGUGUUGAUUACUCUGGAACUAGUCAAUGUUCAUUUGGUUUCUAAGAAGAAUCCUUUUGAAUAUCAGCAGUAUCUAAAGUUUUUGAAGUCAAUCUUGCAGUAUACUGAGAACUUGGUGACAUACACAAGUCCCGAGAAAAACAAGUGGGAUGAAACCAUGGAGCUUACAAACAAGACUUUGAUAAGAAUAAGGAAAAUCAGUGACAGAAAGCUAAUGCUAAUGCAGCUGGCUACAUAAAUUAAACAGAUUUAAGAUUAUUUGGGCAUUGUUAUAUCUUAAGAGUUCUGGAGUCCUCAGAUUUGACAAGUCUAAUUCAAAGAUAAACUUUAUCAGUCAUUGUGAAAUUUUGGAUGCAAAAUUUAGUCUUUGUAUUAGAAGGUGGCUGUUGAGACUGGCGUUGAACGUUCAAGCUUCCGAAGAAUGGACUAUUUGCCAAAUCCAGUGAAAAAGACUUACUGUGAGCUAAAUCAGGAUGAUGCAAGUUCUACUUCAAGUAUAUUAUGUGUUUUGUAGCUUGAAUGGUUUUUUUUGUAGUUUUCUGUUAUACUGAAAAUAUCUAAGAAAAGAGUGUGAAUAAAAGUUCUGGGAAAUUUUAAAUCCAAAAAGUAAUUUUUUUACUUUGAAAUAUACUGGAAAUAGUGUCAGACACUGUGAUCUACAGGUUAAGAAAUUAUGAGCAUUUAGCAUAAAGUAGUGCUCGUUGGCAGCUGUGGUUGUUAUUAUUAGUUCAUAACAGAGUCAGAUCUCGCACUGAGGUAGAGCUGAUAGCACAGUAACCAGUUGUUUAUAUACCAGGAUUUAAAGGAGGCAGGGUGGAAUAACUUUUGCACAGUAUGUGUUUCUUUUGUUUAAUUUCAUCUGCUUAUUCCCAAUACAUAUCUAGUUAGUUAAUUUCAUGCAGAUUAAAUAUGAACACACACAUGUUCACAGACAUAUUUAUUGUGGUUCAAAAAGUUAUCAUCUUGUUGCAAACAACAUUCAUUUGAAUAAUUUAUUUUUUCAAAAUAAAUUCUCCCCCUUUCUCAUCCGCAAAGAGUAGAAUUUCAAAGGAAUGCAUCAGUUGAAGAACAGAUUCACAGAAGACCACCAAUCUCUAUCGAUUUGCUUUUUCCUAUGGAGAGUAAAACCAGAGGGUAGCGUCUGGAGAAUGUUUGGCUCUACAAAAGAUUAGAGAUUCAAGUUACAUUUUAAUAAGAUUCUUUGCAAUGUUUCUUGACUGGAAAUCACAGUGAGAGAGUUACUAGUUUGGUUUAUUUGGUGUGGGGGAUGGAUAUAAACUAAGAUCAUAUUGCUUCCUUUAUGCUACUCUUGCAAUAUAUUGUGUGUGUGUUUGAAAUUUAACUAUGUCACCUUCCAAGGAUUUUUUGUUACUAUGGAACUAAAUAUGUGAAGAAGUGUGGACUAGAUAAAAACCAUUAAAACUGGGAAUAGAGAAUAAUGAAUCAAA